Messenger RNA from Taeniopygia guttata (zebra finch), 1111 nucleotides. NCBI's taxonomy places the organism in Eukaryota, Metazoa, Chordata, Aves, Passeriformes, Estrildidae. The record is from RefSeq and is a predicted model, not a curated record.
AUCCGAGUGUGCAACGGGACCUGGACAUGGGAAUGUGAUGGGAUCUGAGUGUGCAACGAGAUCCGAGUGUGUAACAGGAUCUGAGUGUGCAACGAGAUCUCAGUGUGCAGCACGGUCCAGGUGUGCAACAGGAUCCGAGUGUGCAACAGGAUCCGAGUGUGCAACAGGAUCCGAGUGUGCAACGGGACCUGGACAUGGGACUGUGAUGGGAUCCGAGUGUGCAACGGGAUCUCGGUGUGCAAGAGGACCUGAGUGUGCAAGGGGCCCCGGGCGUGCGGGGGGGCCGGGGCGCGCGUGCAAGGGCGGGCGUGCGGCGGGCGCUGAGUGUGCAACGGGACGUGGACAGCGGGCGCCGGGACGUGGACGUGGGCAUCCGCUGGGACGCGAGCGUGCAACGGGAGCUGAGUGUGCAACAGGAGAUGGACAUGGGAGCCCGGCGGGAUCUGAGCGUGCCCCGGGAGCUGAGCGUGCAACGGAAGCUGAGCGUGCAACGGGAGCUGGAGGCGCAGAGGCGGCUGAGCGUGCAACAGGAGCUGAGCGUGCAACGGGAGGUGGAGAUCCAGCGGAAGCUGAGCGUGCAACAGGAGCUGGGCGUGCAACGGCAGCUGGAGCUGGGCGUGCAAUGGGAGCCGGGCGUGCAAAGGGAGCCAGGCGCGGAGUGGGAGGCGAGCGUGCAACGGGAGGUGGAGCUGAGCGUGCGGCAGGAGCUGAGUGUGCAAGCAGCUCCGAGCGUGCGGUGGGACGUGGAAAUGGGCGUGCAACAGGAACCGGGUGUGCAAGGACACGUGGGUGUGCAACAGGAGCCGCACGUGCCGCAGGACACGGACAUGAGUGUGCAAUGGGAGCCGGGCGUGCAAGGGGAGCUGCUGAGCGUGCAACAGGCCGUGGACACGGGCGUGCAACCGAGCAUGAUUGUGCAAGAGGCGAUGAUUGUGCAACGAGACGUGAAUGUGCCGCCGGAGCUGGGCGUGCAAGAGACCCCGAGUGUGCAACAGGAUCUGCAGCCGGGCGUGCAAGAGCCCCUGAGCGUGCAAGGGGACGUGGGAGUGUGAGCGGGCGUGCAAAGGGGGGGAUGGGUCCCCCCUCCGAGGCUCACACGCGCGUGUGGGGG